Molecule: messenger RNA, 3335 nt
Organism: Gasterosteus aculeatus aculeatus (three-spined stickleback)
Lineage: Eukaryota; Metazoa; Chordata; Actinopteri; Perciformes; Gasterosteidae
Source: RefSeq, a predicted model, not a curated record
GAGCCAGAUGAAGUAGCCAGCCGGUUGCGCUGGAGACCUUUCGAUAGUUUGUUUGUUUUCUUUCUGAACGCCGAAGGUGUUUCUUGUGACGUCAUACUUCAUACGUUCAUUUGGGCACGGAGAAGCUCGCGCGCUCCUCCUCCGCCCAGCGAGUAGCAUUGUCCCGGGUUCCGCAGCCCGCUGCGUCACGCCGACAGCGGCGGAAAAGUUACGCCUUUCUUAACCAACGCAGUUUGCGGAAUAUCGCUGCGGCUGUCCACGGACACGCGUGUGAGUAUUUCGUGUUUCCUAACUCCGGUGUUAUCGAGACAAACGCGGUGGAAAUGUCCUCCUCUGUCGCUGGCUCACCUGUCCAGGUGAGCCAGCGACACCUGUAAACAAGCAGCGUGUAUCGCGCUCACUGCGCGGCGUUUGUUCUUUAGUUCCACCCUACCAAGCAUGGUGGAUUACAGUGUUUGGGAUGCAGCAGGAGCCCUGCUCCCAAACAGAGGGGGUUCUUUUAAAAUGCAGGAGCUGGCUCUGAGUGAGUUGCUGGAGUGCCCCCUGUGUUACGAGCCGCUGGACGAGUCGCCCAAGGUCCUGCCCUGCCAGCACACGUUCUGCGUGUCCUGCCUGCGGAGGCAGGAGGGAGCCCACCCCCAGCUGCUCUGCCCCGAGUGUGGUGCUCCUGCCCCGGCCGGGACCGCGGAGGAGCUUCCUGCAAACCUCCUGUUAGUGCGGAUCCUGGGUGGGCUGCGGGGCUCGCCGGGGGCCCCCGGCGGAGACAGGCAGACGUCCCGCUACGUGGCGCCCUUGGUCAUGGAGGGCUUGGAGGUCUUAGAGGGUCAUCAGCAGCUUGGGAGUCAACACAGGGAGAAGCAAGGGCCCAAUGAGCUUGCUCACAAAGCUUCGAUGCGAAACCAACGAGGAGAUGCUGCAGCAGAGCCGGCGCCAGCCUCCACCGGCAGAGGUGCGUCCGCCGCCGGGGGGUCGCUGCAGGCCGUCAGCCAGAUGCCUCCGAUGCAGUCCCAACCUCCGGCCCUCUGCAGGGCGCUGUACGACUUUAACCCCGAAGAAAGCAACCUGGAAGACAGUAAAUAUGGUCUCAGCUUCGUCAAGGGAGACAUCCUUACUGUCAUCAGACGGGUGGAUGAACACUGGAUUGAAGCCAAGCGGGGGGAGAAAGUUGGAAUUUGCCCUCUGCAGUAUGUAGAGCCAAACUCAGUGGCUGCCAAACGGCUAGAGGGAAGGAAUCAGAGGGGGAGUGACUCAGCAGACGUUCACCAUCGGACCGGGAGCGGGGGCAAAGACAAGGCCACUGACGUCUCCAAUCGGACCGGCCAUUACGGAGCCCCUCAGUUCCCAGCAAAGACGCCCGCCACCAAUGCUUUGCCCCUCUCCAACCAGCAGAAGCAGCCCGCAGCCAGCAGCAUCCGAUUUUACCCUGCUGCCAAAGGAGAGGCGUCCGACAUCAGCGCCUCUGACGGCUCCAGCCGCCGGGGUCAGUCGCACCGAUUCUCCGGAUCUCUCGCUGCCCGCGGCCCCCCUCACCCCUCCAGAGUGAACUCGCAGAGAACCAGACGGCACUCUGACUCUGCGUACAGGCCUCUGCAGAGUGUGAAGAAGAUGACCAGUGAUGCUCCACCCGCCAUCUCGAUGGCUCUUGUGAACCCCCAAAUAUCCUCGACCUCUACAGACGGCAAAAACUCCUCCACACAGCAGCUCUCCAUCAGUGUGUGUGCCGUCUUGUACUCCUACAAACCGCGACGGCCGGAGGAGCUGGAGCUGAGGAGAGGAGAGAUGGUGGGAGUUUACGGAAAGUUCAAGGAGGGCUGGCUGCGUGGGUUAUCGCUCAAAACGGGCAAAGUGGGCAUUCUGCCCGGCAACUACAUCACGCCAGUGCUCAGAACCUCGGCACGACUCCUGGAGACCAAAGUCGCUAACGCGUCCUCGCAGCACAACACAGUAGCUGGAAAGAAAGCCACCGGGGUCAAGACUCCCGCUGUGGUCCUUGCUCUUGAUAGGGUGAACUCUGAUGGAGCGAUAUACUCGACAGGACAGGUCCCGUCUGUGCCGAAUGGAGCGCAGCAUCCCGCGUCAUCCACUGCUGCCGCGAAACCGCCCCUUUGUGAUGGUUCACAGGGUUGGGACACCGUGAGGCGCAUCUUUAACCCUCAUAGAGGGUCAAACUAUUUCUCCCAUCCGUCCAAUCUGAACGUCCCGUCCAAGUUGCAGCACUUUUCACAAGCUCAGGCGUCCGGCUACUCGCCGGCCGUGCAGAGGAAGAAAAAGAGCAUCCUCCUGACCAACUGUGGCACAGCGCGGGGCUGGAUGACUGAGUCCGCACCGCCCUCUAGUGGAGUCUUUAAGGACAGGGGCUUCCCUGCUUCCCAUGAGCAUGAGAGACAGCCCAACGGUCCUCCCUCAAUUCUAGUCAGACCCAAUGCACACAAGAAUAAUGCCGACAAGCCGGCAAAGUCAGUGCGGUUCUUCACAGAUGAAGACUCGCCUCUCCCGAGACGUCGCACCUCCUCGUGGUCGUCAGGGAAUCAAGUUCCUUUCAACUGCGGCCCCGGCCCCCCGCCGUUAGAAGUAUGGGCCCCGUCGCUCACGCUGGGGAGAGACGGACCGGGGAUCAUCCUCAAAGAAGGAAAAGCUCCUGUUCUUAGGAGAGGCCUGGAAAACACUGUCUCUGAUUCAAAUUCUAAUACACCAAGAACAAUGUUGCCACAGCCGUUGCUUUCAGCCGCGCCCGCUCAGUUCAACCCCAGCAGACACAGAGUGACCACAACGCAUUUAGCUCAAACGGACGCAGAGCUCAGUCUGCUUCAAGGAGACGUUGUCCUCGUCCACAGGCCUCGACCUGAUGGACGAGUUCUGGUUACUCAGGAGAGCAGUGGGCGGACAGGCUUAUUCCACAGCACUGUUCUUCAAGUCCUCGAGAGGCUCAGCUGACUGUGUGGUUCCGUCGUUACGUAUGCGUCUAUAUUUCAUGUGUUCAACUGCCAAAUGGGAAGACUGACUUGAACGACAGACGCAGGUCAAAGGGUUAAGCUGCCAUUGACAAUCCUUUGAAGGAAGUGUUUAUUUUUAUGAGAGUGUGGUUAAAUUCUCCAGAGAUAUAUUGUGUGUUCUUAAACGUAUGUGCAUGUUUGUUACACAUGUACUAUUAUAAGAUUUUGCACAAAAUCCCAUCUGACUGUUCCCUGUUCAAUACCCAUGUUAAACGCAUUGGUGAGUGCCUUUGUCAAAACUCACAAAGAAAAUAACUAUAUUUAAAUAUAUUUAGAGAAAUUAUGAAGUUAAAUAUAUGUACUGCUUUAGUGGUAAUAAACUAUACGUCCAUAACUUUUGUA